UGGGAUCUGACUUCUUCAUGAGCUGGACACACGGCAGCUAAGCAAUGGAACAAACAAUGACCACAGCUGAACCCAAUGCUCUCGACAAAACUGGGUUAUGUCUACUAUCGCUGGAUGGUGGCGGUGUGCGAGGGCUUUCAGCCCUCUAUAUCUUGAAACACCUCAUGACUCAAUUGAGCCAUGAACGACCAGAGCUUGGGCAGGUCAAGCCUUGCGAGAUAUUUGAUCUCAUCGGUGGCACAAGUACCGGAGGCCUGAUUGCUAUCAUGCUUGGCCGCUUGGAAAUGAGCGUUGACGAGUGUAUCGACACGUACGUCAAGUUGAUCAGGACGGUUUUCGAGAAGAAGUCUCGAUGGCCUGUAAAUCUCUCGGGCAGCGUCAGGUCGCGUUUUGACUCAACGAAGCUAGAAAGUGCUGUUAAAGACGUUGUGGCCAGUCAUGGAGCAAAGGAGACGGACCUUUUCAACGACGGAUGCGAGCGAGGGUGUCGUGUUUUUGUUUGUACCACGUCGCACGAGACGAAAGAUAUCGUACGUCUUCGUGACUACAGUGUACCGUCAAAGGACAACAUUCCUGCGACCAUCUGCCAGGCUGCGCUUGCUACGUCAGCUGCUACAACAUUCUUCGAUCCCGUCUACAUUGGGACACGGAAGUUUGUCGAUGGUGCACUAGGCUCGAACAACCCUGUGGACGAAGUGGAAGGCGAAGCGGCGGAUAUAUGGUGCCCUGGUACUGGUGAUUUAAAGCCGCUCGUGAAAUGCUUUGUCUCCAUUGGGACGGGAGACCCGGGAAUAGCUGCGAUUGAGGAUAAGGCCCUCAAGUUUCUUUCCGAGACAUUGGUGAGCAUUGCGACCGAGACUGGACGUACAGAAAAGAAAUUCAUAGCAAGAUGGGCCAAACACUACGACGAGAAGCGGUACUUCCGUUUCAAUGUUGAACAGGGACUACAGGGAGUUGGUCUGGAAGAAUACCGUGAGCAGGGAACGAUAGAAGCAGCAACGCAUCGAUAUUUGGAUCAUCAGGCCCAGGUGUUUCGGGUGCGGGAUUGCGUCCAGAACUUGAAGCUCAAACGGGGUAUGGCGAUGUCCAACAUCUCAAGGAUCCUCGGCGGAAACCUUACUCCAAGUUCAACACAGCUCCAUAUACGGGCCAGUACCAAAGCACUCUGGACCGUCCCCUUCCGACGGAAUCCGCUCUUUGUCAGUCGCUCAGCGGAAAUCGCCAAGCUUGAUGAUAUUCUCAGUAAUGACAGUGCACCCUCCCAGGUUGCGAUUGUUGGGCUUGGUGGCGUUGGGAAAACGCAAAUUGCGCUAGAAUAUGCGUAUAUUCUGCGAGAACGACAUCCGAACUGCGCAAUAUUCUGGAUACCAGCCACCAACGCUGAGAGCAUGCUGGAGGCGUAUUUGCAAAUCGCGAAAGAGCUGCAAAUCCCUAACGUUGGAAACGAAACCAAGAGUAUUCAGAAUAUAGUCCAACAUCGACUGAGUCAAGAAAGCUCCGGUAAAUGGCUACUGGUGUUGGACAAUGCUGACGACAUCUCCUUUUGGGCUGAGAAAUCUAAGGAUACGGCUGGUUCUAUCUUGCCGAAGAGCAAGCAUGGGUCUGUCCUUUUCACAACCAGAAGCUACAAAACAGCGGUUGAGUUAGUAGGGAGAAAUAUAGUCACAGUCAAAGCGAUGAACAGCGCACUAGCUAAGAACUUGCUCGGAAAUAUCUUGAUCGACCGGAGCUUGUUAGCUGACGAACGAGCUACCGCUGAAUUACUUCAGAAGCUUACGUAUCUGCCGCUCGCAAUUGUCCAGGCAGCAGCAUUCAUCAAUAAAAAUCAAAUGACACUAUCCGAGUACAUAUCUCUCCACGACAGCACCGAGGAGAGUACUAUCGACGCCCUUAGUCAGAAUUUCGAAGACGAAGGUAGAUACGAGGACGGGAAGAACUCCAUUGCGGCAACAUGGCUCAUAUCCUUCGAACAAAUCCAGGCUUCCGACACGUUAGCAGCGGAGUACUUGUCACUUAUGGCAUGUGUUGACUCAAAGAACAUCCCGCAGCUAUUCCUUUCUCUCACACAGUCGGCAACACGGUCUGCUGAUGCUCUUGGGACGUUGAAGGCUUUCUCCUUUAUUACAAAUCACGAAAAUAGCCAGCUUCUGGAUAUCCAUCGUCUUGUACACCUGGCGAUGCGAAACUGGCUACGCAUGCAGGGCACCCUCACAGAUUGGACGAACAAAGCUCUGAGUCACAUAAAUAUGCUGUUCCCGUACCCCGACGAAGAGAACCGACUCUUGUGGAGGCCAUUUCUACCACAUUCUCGGUAUAUCCUAGAGUCACUGGAAUGGAAUAAUCCAAAUAGUGCAGCGAUACAUCUACUGCGUGUCUUUGGACACUGUGUCCUUCGGGAUGGGAGAUACGCAGAAGCUGAAAGGGCUUUCAGCACGACUGCAUAUUCAAAUAGAACUACGCUUGGCAUCGAACAUCCUAUGACACUGGAAAGUGAGGGAAUUCUGGCACAAAUAUACUUCAAACAAGGACAAUGGAGCAAAGCAGAAAACCUAAUCAUACACGUACUACCGACCCUCAAAAGGGCACUCGGUAACGAGCAUAUAUUAACAAUGAGAGCCAUGGUUACACUUGUGUCUAUAUACUGUGUUCAACAGCGAUGGGCAGAGGCAGAGAGAUUGGAAUUACAAGCCCUGAAAGCUUACGAAAGGGUGCUUGGUGCAGAGCAUCAGGAGACCUUGAUGUGUAAGCGUUUUUUAGCAAAUAUAUAUUCUCAAACAGGCAAAUGGAAUCAAUCAAAGAGACUAAAUUCGCAGAUAUUGAAGGGCCACAGAAAAGCAUUCGGGAUGGAGCACCCAUUUACACUCUGCAGCACCCGCAACCUGGUAAGCGAUUACAUGUCCUUGGGGCUUCUGAGAAAGGCAGAAGCACUGCAAAUGCAAGCGACUGAGACUUCCAAGGGUGUCCUUGGAGCAGAGCACCCUGACACAUUGGAGGCCAUCGGUUUGUUGGCCUCCAUAUAUAGCGUCACAGGUCGCCUUGAAGAGGCGGAGAAACUGGAGUCACAAGUUUUGAAGAGCUUCCGAGAGGUACUUGGUGCGGAGCAUCCUCUGACUAUAUACUCCAUGCCCACCCUAGCUUACACCUGGUGGAGAAUGGGUCGAUAUGGUGAAGCAACUGAGCUAUUGGAGAGCUGCUUACAGCUAGAAACUAAAAUCUUUGGUCCUGACCACUCCAACUCAAUAGACCAUGGUCGAAGAUUACGGCGAUGGAAAUUGUACCAGCAAUUGAAGGGUGGAUGCACUCCAAGCUAGUGGAUCAAUAUGCAUAAGAUCUGGUUUAUAUAAGUUAACCUUAUAUAUUGAUGCAAUGAUUUCGUUCUGUGUAUAACCUUGUCCGCCCUUCUAGUAAAGGUGGGUAUCAUUAUGAGUGUUCUCGAUUUUGGCAAGGCCUUUGACUACACGAUAGCUGAUUUCUUAUAUCCUUUGCUUCUUGAAACCCUCUGUCAAUCCAGAGGGCGUAUACAUGAACUCGUGUAUAAAGGCCCUUAAU
Aspergillus caelatus is the source of this 3549-nucleotide messenger RNA. RefSeq lists its product as uncharacterized. The record is from RefSeq and is a predicted model, not a curated record. The transcript has 5 exons. Gene Ontology annotation, molecular function: ADP binding; protein binding. Bases 45 to 3311 code for a protein of 1088 amino acids. NCBI's taxonomy places the organism in Eukaryota, Fungi, Ascomycota, Eurotiomycetes, Eurotiales, Aspergillaceae. Gene Ontology annotation, biological process: lipid metabolic process.